AAAGCAAAUCGUGUUAUUGUCAAUAAACGAAGCAUCCUGGAAGCUUCGAAUGGGAAUGUAUUGCUUUCAUAGCUAUUUUAGUAAUUCAGUUUCAUUGAAUUUCUAUAAUAAGUAAUGUUUUCCAUUGUAACAAUCAAUGCUUGAACUGAAUGGCUCUUCUGCUCUAAUAUCUACCUCUUCCUUUUGUGCUUUCUUUAUCCUUCAAUACUAACUCGUUUACGUAAAUGCUGUUUAAUUAUUCUGUUGAAACAAGGUAUCUUGAACCGAAUCCGUAUAGCAGAAAGUUCUGUGGAUGUAUGUCCCUUCGGGGCGGUAGUGCAAUAGCAUGUGCAGUUUGGAUAGGCGUAAAUACAUAUAUUGCAACACUAUGCUUCCAAGGAUAUACGCCCAUAUUUUCAUAUCUUAACAAAGCUGCCCUCAUUACUUUUGGGUCGCUAUCAAUAGUGUUCGCUCUAGUAGCUAUAUAUGUUCUUUACGGAUUAUUUGUAGACACGCCUUUGCGUCUUCAAUCUGCAGUUGUUCUUCUUAUGCUAAUUGUACCCAUCUAUUUAAUCGACAUUCUCGUUAAUAUCUUUAUUUUCGGCAUUCAGAAACAGCUGUACAUGGACUGGUGCUAUGGGUACUCAAAGGACCAUGUCGAUGAAAAGAUUCAAGGAACUUCUAUCAAUGGAACUCUCCACACCAUCGAUUUCAUGCCUUCAACGCUCAAUAUUUACAACUGCGAAAAACUAUGGGAGGACGAAGUUAAGUUCUCUGUUGCUAUAUUUGUCGUCAUGUCUAUAUGCUAUCUCUAUUGGUGGACCUGUCUUUUUCAUUAUCACGAAAAAUUGCACGAGUUAUUUCCUGAUACACCAGGUUUCUUCAAUAGUGGCCUUAUGAACUAUCUUUAUGCUCCCACAAGAAUGUUGCCGCAAUAUUCAUUUAGAAAUGUAUAGUUGGCUUUGGUUUUUCUCUGAAAAAGUAAAUUUAAUGAUAUAUUACAAUUGAAUCGAAAGUAUCGUUCGUUAUUAAUCACUGGAAGAAGUACAUUUAAUAAAUAUAUGUAUAAAAGUAUAAUCCCCCUCUUCAAGGGUCCAACAAUAGUGCCUCAUAUGUACAGGAGCCGAGUUGUGAGUUGUUUUAUCGCAUUCGUUGUAAAUGGUAUUACUGCA
Molecule: messenger RNA, 1151 nt
Organism: Mycotypha africana
Lineage: Eukaryota; Fungi; Mucoromycota; Mucoromycetes; Mucorales; Mycotyphaceae
Exons: 5
Coding region: 225-935 (236 amino acids)
Source: RefSeq, a predicted model, not a curated record